AAUGAAGAAGACUGUUAGUCUGGCGAUUUUUCUGCUAAAGUUACAUUUUUGUCAAGCUAUUAAAUUGCAAGGUGUUUUACAAGAAAGACCAGAUAUUUGGACCAGUUUUCCACAUAAGCCUAAUACUUUAUUACUUGGUUAUAUAACUGGAAGUAAAAAUGCACCAAACAAGCCGAAAAUGUAUUAUAAACCUGGAUCAGCUAUGUCCGGAGCAAUUACAAUAGCUGUCGAAGAAAUAAAUAGACAAUUCAAACUUUUACCUAACCAUAGUCUGGAUUUUUGCAUAGGAGAAACCUAUGGUAUAGAGAGGAUGAGUAUUAGACAUACUGCAAAUUUUAGUAUGAAUGGUAUAGAUGCUAUUAUUGGUCCUCAGGAAACAUGUGAGCACGAAGGAAGAAUAGCUGAAGCAUUUAACGUGCCAAUGAUUUCUUACGUAAGUACAAAAGAAGUUUUACAAAUUAUUAUAAAUUAUUAA
Messenger RNA from Dimorphilus gyrociliatus, 475 nucleotides. Lineage: Eukaryota; Metazoa; Annelida; Polychaeta; Dinophilidae. The record is from the annotation of a GenBank genome assembly.